CCGGCACUGUGUACAUAUACAAGCUUUUGAGUUUGACAUUGACCCAUACGUUUGUGUUUACGUGUAAUCGUGUAAAUGAUAAUAAAAAACGAAAUAAAACAUAGAAAGAAAACUUUUAAAUUUUAUUAUAGAUAAUUCGUCAAAUAAGUGUAAUAAAAUGAUAGAGCCAGUGGUUUUAGUACAUGGUGGAGCUGGUAAUAUACCUACGACAAGAGUACAAGAAAAAAUAGACGGUGUUACAAAAGCUGCUAAAAUUGGUUAUAAAAGACUUCUCUCUGGAGGCUCUGUUAUUGAUGCUGUAGAAGCAGCUGUAAAUUUUAUGGAAGAUGAUAUCGCAUUUAAUGCUGGAUACGGUUCAAUUGUUAAUUUGGACGGUCAAGUUGAAAUGGAUGCUAGCAUUAUGGAUGGAAAAAAUUUACAAUCUGGUUGUCUUGGUGCAUUAAAAGACAUUAAAAAUCCUAUAUCGUUAGCAAGAUUAGUCAUGGAAAAAACACCACACUGUCUUCUUGUCGGAGAAGGAGCAACAAAAUUUGCAAAGUCUCAAAAUGUGCCAAUUUUACCUCCCGGAACGUUAGUUACUCCUGUUGCCUUAGAAGCAUUAGAAAAAUGGAAGAAAAAAGGUGGCAUUGCAAAUACUGAAAUUGGGCCAGACCAAAAUCCUGGUAGUGUGGGUACAGUUGGCGCUGUAGCAGUGGAUAGAUAUGGUCAUGUAGCUGUUGCUACAUCUACUGGCGGUAUUAAUGGCAAAAUGGUUGGACGUGUUGGAGAUACCGCAAUUAUAGGUGCAGGAAGUUAUGCCGAUGAUAAUAUUGGUGCUGUUUCCACAACGGGACACGGAGAUACCAUAAUAAAAUAUUGUUUAGCUCAUGCAAUUAUUAAAUCUAUGGAAAAAGGACUAUCUGCUCAAGACUCAACUACAAAAAAUAUUGAUACAAUGACGGAAAGAUUAAAAAAUACUGCUGGAGCUAUAACAAUAUCAAAUAAAGGAGAAGUUGGUAUUGGGUUUAGUAGUGCUCGAAUGGCUUGGGCAUAUCAAAAGAAAAAUGAAUUACACUAUGGAAUCGAACAUGAUCAGCAUUGUAAGGAACUGAUUGAAGAAGAAUGUUAAUCAUUAUAAAUAAGAUGAAAUAAAGGUAAAAAAGUUUGUGAACCCUUAAAAGAUAUUUUUCAAUAAUUUUAUAUUCGUAUAAAUAA
Molecule: messenger RNA, 1194 nt
Organism: Chrysoperla carnea
Lineage: Eukaryota; Metazoa; Arthropoda; Insecta; Neuroptera; Chrysopidae
Product: isoaspartyl peptidase/L-asparaginase
Exons: 7
Coding region: 158-1108 (316 amino acids)
Molecular function (GO): asparaginase activity
Source: RefSeq, a predicted model, not a curated record